AUAAAACAGACCCUAAAAGCUCUGACCCUAUAAAACACAAACCCGAAAUGCUCUGACCCUAUAAGAUUCAUUUGAUGGGGUUUCGGGUCGCCCUUCAUCCCAAUGCUGUUGGUUGGGGUUUGAGGCUUGGGAUGGGGCUUUUAUGGGGCUUUUAUGGGGUUUUUAUGGGGUUUUUAUGGGGUUUUUAUGGGGUUUUGAGGCUCCUUUUCAUCCCCUUCCUUUCCUUCACCCUUAGGAGGACCUAAAAGGGUUUUUAUGGGGUUUUUAUGGGGUCCUUAUGGGGUUCUUAUGGGGUUUUGAUGCUCCUUAUCACCCCCUUGCUUUCCUCCAUCCUCUCUAGGAUCUAAAAGGGUUCUUAUGGGGUUCCUAUGGGAUCUUAUGGGGUUCUUACGGGGAUCUUAUGGGUUCUUGUGGGGUCCUUAUGGGGUUCUUAUGGGGUUCUUAUGGGGUUCUUAUGGGUUCUUAUGGGGUUCUUAUGGGUUCUUAUGGGGUCCUUAUGGGGUCCUUAUGGGGUCCUUAUGGGGUUCUUAUGGGGUUCUUAUGGGUUCUUAUGGGUUCUUAUGGGGUUCUUAUGGGGCUCUUAUGGGGUUCCUAUGGGUUCUUAUGGGGUCCUUAUGGGGUCCUUAUGGGGUUCUUAUGGGGUUCUUAUGGGGCUCUUAUGGGGUUCUUAUGGGGUUCUUAUGGGUUCUUAUGGGGUUCUUAUGGGGUCCUUAUGGGGUUCUUAUGGGGUUCUUAUGGAUUCUUAUGGGUUCUCAUGGGGUUCUUAUGGGGCUCUUAUGGGGUUCUUAUGGGGUUUUUAUGGGGUUCUUAUGGGGUUCUUAUGGGUUCUUAUGGGGUCCUUAUGGGGUUCUCAUGGGGUUCUUAUGGGGCUCUUAUGGGGUCCUAUGGGGUUCUUAUGGGGUUCUUAUGGGGUCCUUAUGGGGUUCUUAUGGGGUCCUUAUGGGGUCCUUAUGGGGUCUUUAUGGGGUUCUUAUGGGGUCCUUAUGGGGUCCUUAUGGGGUUCUUAUGGGUUCUUAUGGGGUUCUUAUGGGGUUCUUAUGGGGUUCUUAUGGGGUUCUUAUGGGGUUCUUAUGGGUUCUUAUGGGGUCCUUAUGGGGUUCUUAUGGGGUUCUUAUGGGGUUCUUAUGGGGUCCUUAUGGGGUUCUUAUGGGGUUCUUAUGGGUUCUUAUGGGUUCUUAUGGGGUUCUUAUGGGGUUCUUAUGGAGUUUCAAGCCUCCUUAUCAUCCUCCUUCCUUUCCUUCACCCUUAGGAGGAUCCAAAAGGGUUCUUAUGGGUUCCUAUGGGGUCCUUAUGGGGUUCUUAUGGGGUUCCUAUGGGUUCUUAUGGGGUUCUUAUGGGGUUCCUAUGGGUUCCUAUGGGUUCCUAUGGUUCCUUAUGGUUCCUCACCCUGCCAUCCUUGCAGUACAUCUCAUACUGCUGAUGGGGUUCUUAUGGGGUUCUUAUGGGGUUCCUAUGGGUUCCUAUGGGUUCUUAUGGUUCCUCACCCUGCCAUCCUUGCAGUACAUCUCAUACUGCUGAUGGGGUUCUUAUGGGGUUCUUAUGGGGUCCUUAUGGGGUUCCUAUGGGUUCCUAUGGGUUCUUAUGGGUUCCUAUGGGUUCCUAUGGGUUCUUAUGGGGUUCUUAUGGGGUUCUUAUGGGUUCUUAUGGGUUCUUAUGGGUUCUUAUGGGUUCUUAUGGGGUUCUUAUGGGGUCCUUAUGGGGUCCUUAUGGGGUCCUUAUGGGGUUCUUAUGGGGUCCUUAUGGGGUUCUUAUGGGCUUCUUAUGGGGUUCCUAUGGGUUCUUAUGGGUUCCUAUGGGGUUCCUAUGGGUUCUUAUUGGGUUCUUAUGGGUUCCUAUGGGUUCUUAUGGGGUUCUUAUGGGGUUCUUAUGGGGUUCCUAUGGGUUCUUAUGGGUUCCUAUGGGGUUCCUAUGGGUUCUUAUUGGGUUCUUAUGGGUUCCUAUGGGUUCUUAUGGGGUUCUUAUGGGGUUCUUAUGGGGUUCUUAUAGGGUUCUUAUGGGGUUCUUAUGGGUUCUUAUGGGGUUCUUAUGGGGUUUCAAGCCUCCUUAUCACCCCCUUCCUUUCCUCCAUCCUCUGUAGGAUCCAAAAGGGUUCUUAUGG
Messenger RNA from Lagopus muta (rock ptarmigan), 2098 nucleotides. Its product is annotated as shematrin-like protein 2. The record is from RefSeq and is a predicted model, not a curated record. The transcript has 6 exons. NCBI's taxonomy places the organism in Eukaryota, Metazoa, Chordata, Aves, Galliformes, Phasianidae. Bases 358 to 1518 code for a protein of 386 amino acids.